Molecule: messenger RNA, 900 nt
Organism: Metarhizium album ARSEF 1941
Lineage: Eukaryota; Fungi; Ascomycota; Sordariomycetes; Hypocreales; Clavicipitaceae
Product: trypsin precursor
Exons: 1
Coding region: 1-900 (299 amino acids)
Biological process (GO): proteolysis
Molecular function (GO): serine-type endopeptidase activity
Source: RefSeq, a predicted model, not a curated record
AUGAAAUACAACAACGUACUCUUGCUACUGGCUCCGCUCAAAGCUUGGAGUCGCCAGUGUAUCUGCGGAUAUGCAAACCAGCAUGAUGGCGCUUCCGUUCUGCCGGAGCAGGCUGACACGCAUGCAGAGGCCAUCUCCCAAGACCGACAACAAGGCAGUACAGAUGAACAUUCGCAAUCUGCUGCUGCUGCUGGGAACGGGAAGCAGACGGGGCCGCAGGAAUAUCCAUUCAUAGCCGCGGUUGUGUACAAAUCCGAGCCUCGGGGAACACCAUGCGCUGGCGCCAUUAUUGAUGAGCAUCACGUACUCAUUGCUGCGCACUGCGUCAACGGCGUGCGAGCAGAUGAUGUCGGUGUUUACGCCGGAUCAAACAGGUUCAAUGCGACAGGAGCUAAGCUUGAGACGGUCAUGGUCAUCCAUAACCACCCUCAGUGGGACCCGGAACGACUUGUCUACGACAUUUCCCUGCUUCAAUUACAAGAUUCCCUGACCUUUGAUGGACAUUCGACAGGUGCCGUAUGUGUGCUUGAUCAUCUCGAGCAUAUAGACAACCAGAAAGCCGUUGCGGUGGCGUGGGACUCGACGUGGGAUGGAGGACAAGCCGUUUCGCCGCUUUUGCAAGCAACCUUUGAGACUCAUGACCUGGCAUCCUGCAGUGCUCGCCCAUCUGGCGGACCGCAGUUCUGUGCAUACGGAACGGAACCGGCCGAGUGCCAAGACGCCUUCGAGGGGCCCGUGUUGCUGUGGCAGAACCCGGGCUCUAGGAGAUACUCUGUACUUGGGAUAUCGUCGUACGGCCGGAGCUGUCGACAGGCCCCAGAGAUUGUCACUGAUACUACUCAGCUUACGCCGUGGAUGCAGAGUGUAUUGCGGACAGAUGGCGGCAGGCUUUGCGAAUGA